UGGUUCAUGGUGUGGGUUCCUGUUGUCAUGUCCUAGUUCAUGAACCACGGGCAACGUAUGAGUGGCCAAGUAAGUGGUCCUGAAAGUCGGGAUACCAGUUACUUUGGAAGAAGGCUGGGCAUCUCGGACAUAUUCUGAGUCGUGGUCACCUUUGUGCUCAUACGGCAAAGACUACCAAAUCCACCGGUUAGUCACUCAACCGUUAGGGGUAAAACCCAAUGGGACUCGGGGCAAGUAAGGCUAGCAACCUGCUUCCCUGGUACUUUAAAUAUGAUGCUGGCAUCAAUCAGAGCAAAAUGCCUCCGACCCUUGGAGGUGACGGAGUCCCACCUCUAACUGACAAACCAGGGACUCCUAAGAUACGACUUGGCAAACAAAUGGUAAUGAGAUGGGGAGCUAUUAAUAUCAAUGGAGGCUACUCAGGGCAGAGGCUGCAAGUAAGAUGGGGCUGGACGUUUUAGCUGUUAGUGACAUUCGGUUAAGGGGUGAGAAAGAAGAGGAAGUGAGAGAAUACAAGGUCUACCUGUAUGGAGUCAAAGCAGGAAUAGCAGAAUGGGGUGUAGGGCUUUACAUCAGGAAAGAAUUGGAACCCAGCGUAGUUGCAAUAAGGUAUGUAAACGAACGACUGAUGUGGAUAGAUUUGGCGGUGUCUAGCAAGAAAAUUAGGAUUGUGUCAGUAUAUUCGCAUUGUGAAGGGACAGAUCAAGAUAAGAUGGAUAGUUUUUAUGAGGCACUCAGUGAUGUAGUUGUUAGAGUAAAGGACAAGGACAGUGUUCUGCUCAUGGGGGAUUUUAAUGCCAGGAUUGGAAAUCGAACAGAAGUGUAUGAAAAGGUUAUGGGUAAAUUUGGAGAAGAUAUGGAGGCCAACAGGAACGGGAAACAACUCCUGGAUUUCUGUGCCACUAUGGGCUUAGUAAUCACAAACUCCUUUUUUAAACAUAAGAACAUUCAUCGGUAUACUUGGGAAGGCAGGGGAACCAGAUCUGUCAUUGACUAUAUAAUAACAAAUCAGGAAUUCAGGAAGGCUGUGAGGGACACACGUGUAUUCAGGGGAUUCUUUGGUGACAGCGAUCUCAGAAAGGUACCAGUCAGUUGAAUGUAGUCAAUUACAGUCAUUGGAAAAGGAAUGGACAACGUACAGGGACACAGUACUAGAAGUGGCUAAAGAAUGUCUUGGAACAGUAGUGUGUAAAAGUAGGAUGAAGCAAACAGCUUGGUGGAAUGACACAGUCAAGGAAGCCUGUAAAAGGAAAAAGAAGGCUUAUCAAAAA
Messenger RNA from Schistocerca gregaria, 1271 nucleotides. RefSeq names its product craniofacial development protein 2-like. Bases 443 to 1096 code for a protein of 217 amino acids. Gene Ontology annotation, biological process: chromatin remodeling. NCBI's taxonomy places the organism in Eukaryota, Metazoa, Arthropoda, Insecta, Orthoptera, Acrididae. Gene Ontology annotation, molecular function: catalytic activity. The transcript is spliced from 2 exons. The record is from RefSeq and is a predicted model, not a curated record. Gene Ontology annotation, cellular component: nucleus.